UAUUGCGACGUCAGGACUAUUGAACAGGAGGAGGCGCAGCGCCUGUCUGUUUUGUUGUUCGCUCACUGUUUACUGAUGGAAAACACAUUCCAGUUUGUUUUUCUAGCGGCAUAAAUAUCACAGGAAGCUGUUUAAUAAAGUAUUCACAUCUCCAAUGUUGAACUCUUCUGUGAAAUCCUAAAGAUGAAGAAGAAAGUGAAGCACAACAUGGCGAAGAAAAAGGUGGGCAUAGAGGCAGAAGCUUCAGCACCUACAGUGGAUAAGUGUGAGGUCUCAACCGGUGAUGAGUCUGCACAGGGAAAACGGCGUCUACGAAUUUCGCAAAGUGACAGCUGCUUCCUUGAGUUCUUAAACAAGGACCGGCGUGCACUGCCUUCGUUUUGCGACAUAGCCAUCACUGUUCAUGGGGAAAUGUACCCGGCACACAAGGUGGUGUUAGCGUUCGGGAGCAGCUACUUCCAUGCAAAACUGAGUAAAAACCCUCAGCUGGACCAUAUGACUUUUGACAAUGUAGAUAGCUCCACAUUUGAACACUUACUCAACUUUCUAUACACGUCUGAAAUGGAGGUACAGCAGAGUGAAAUCCCGUCUUUAUCCGAGGCUGCGUGCUUCUUUGACAUGAUGGAGGCAGUGAAUCUUCUAGCAGGUGAAGCAACACCAAACACAACACCGGAAGAAACCGAGAAAGAGGAGGCACUGCCAGUGGAAGAACCUCAGAGUUCUUCUUCAGGAGAGCUUAAGAAGCCUCAAACUCCUGAAGAGACCCAGUGUUUGCUGUGCAGCCGGACAUUUUGCUAUAAAAAGUCAUUGGAGAACCACAUGGCCAAGAUGCACAGCCAAGUUGAGGUCAUUGAAACGGCGGCUUCUUCGAGCAGCAAACGCACAUCAACCCGUCAGAGGACAACAAUGAGAAAAUUCGAAAGCCAGGAGAGCAAGAACUGCCUUGGAAUGGAGAACCACAGGAAAAAGGAUGCACAUGUGGACGAAGGAACUAGCUCUGUCGAAGAGGAAGAAGAAGAGGAAGAAGAAGAAGAAGAUGAUGAUGAUGAUGAAAAAAACCAGCAUGAACAAAGCAAAGAAAGAGAACAAAAAGAAGCAGAAACAAGUGUGAGAACUGAGGAAGAUCCAGAUUGCAGAAAGGAGGUAGAGUCAAGCUCUAGUCAUGUGACCAAGGACCAUGAUGCAGCCGUGGCUCAGAGCAGUGGCGGCCAUGUUUACCCAGAGGGCCUUGCUCCAGUGAUCAUCCAAAGUGGCAACAAAAAGAAUCUCAAAUGCCCAAAGUGUGACAAGACAUUUGACCGUAUAGGAAAAUAUGAGAGUCACACACGAGUGCACACGAGAGAAAAGCCGUUUCAGUGUGAUGUGUGUCUGCAGCGCUACUCCACCAAAUCCAACCUCACCGUGCACAAGAAGAAACACACCGCUGAUGCUCCGGUGCAGAGAAAAGAUCACAAGUGUCCAUUCUGCAACAAACUCCACGCCAGCAGAAAGACACUGGGCAAGCAUGUUAAAAGGUUCCAUCCUGACCACAUGCAGGAGUUUGUGAGUAUGAGGAAAAGGAAGAGCGAAGGCUGGAAAUGUGACAUCUGCCACAAGUCAUUCACGCGGCGCCCCCACCUGGAGGAGCACAUGAUCUUACACUCUCAGCACCGGCCAUUUAAAUGCGCCUACUGCGACGACUACUUUAAGUCCCGCUUUGCUCGACUCAAACACCAAGAAAAGUACCACUUAGGACCUUUCCCGUGUGACAUCUGUGGACGGCAGUUUAACGACACCGGCAACAGGAAGCGGCACAUCGAGUGCACACACGGAGGGAAGAGGAAGUGGACGUGCUUCCUGUGCGGCAAGUCGGUCCGAGAGAGGACGACAUUACGGGAGCACCUAAGGAUCCACAGUGGGGAGAAACCACACCUGUGCAGCAUCUGCGGACAAAGUUUCCGCCAUGGCAGCUCCUACAGGCUUCAUCUUCGCGUCCACCAUGACGAUAAACGCUACGAGUGCGAAGAAUGUGGAAAAGCUUUCAUUCGGCACGAUCAUCUCAAGAAGCACAAGAAAAUACACACCGGCGAAAGAGCGCAUCAGUGUGAAGAGUGCGGGAAGUGUUUCAGACGCGCCGAUCACCUGAACGUCCACUACAAAAGUAUUCACCUGGGAGAGAAAGUGUGGAGAAAGUACAAGGCCGUAGUGCACCAGUGUGAAGUGUGCAAGAAAGAGUUCAGAGGAAAAACCAAUCUGAUGACACACUUCAGGACACAUUCUGGAGAGAAGCCUCACCGCUGUGUGAUCUGCAACCAGACUUUCCGCAUCAAGAAAACUCUGACUAAGCACAUGGUCAUCCACUCUGAGGUGCGCCCUUUCAGCUGCCCUCACUGCAGCACCGCCUUCAAACGCAAGGAUAAGCUCAAAUACCACGUGGACCACGUCCACAGCGCUCGCCCUCUCAACCCGGCCUCGUCCCAAACACCCGAAACGUCCCAAACUUCCAAACCUGCUGACGUGUGUGUCCCUGUCACUUUGGUGCCUGUCCAAAUUCCAGAGGAAGCUGGAGCUGAACUGCAGCAGCAGCAGCAGCCAGGUGGAUAUCAGCCGUCCACUGAUCUGGUCUUCCUGGAAAAAUACACGCUCACUCCUCAGCCGGCCAACAUCGUGCACCCGGUGCGAUCGGAUCAGAUCCUGGACCCGAGGGAGCCCUCGUACCUCAGCACGCUGCUCGGCCUCGACUCCGCCUCCUCCGAGCAUACUCAGUAGCGUUUUAAAAGCUCAACUAAUAAUAUCACGGACUUUAUUAUCAUGGACGUUUCCGCUUUUGUCCACAUUAAAUUCUCUAGGAAGAGUACUCUUAAGUGCAAAAGUUUGCAUCCCUUUAAGGUGUAACUAGUAACUAAUCAAGCAUUUAAUAUAUUUUACAGAUAAGUGUGUAGCAGUCAAGAGUGUAAUUACAGUUACAUCAGAUCAGGUAUACCACCAUGUUGAUUAAUUUUCAGCUCUAACACAUUCGAAUAAGUUAUCGCUUCUAUAGUAGCAGCUCAUUCACAGGAAAUUGCACCGCAGAUGUUCUACAUAAUCUGUAAUAGGCUAAUAGUUAUAAUAAUUAUAAUAAACAUGUUUAAAAUGUUAUUUAGAGAAAACGACAAAACAUUUUCAUUUUAUUUAUGUAAAUUGUACGCCUGCUUUUUUAUUUAUUUAUUAUGUUUUUUUUUUUUUUUGCCAUUCCUCCACACAUUUCCAUAAUAAUAUGCCCUUUGCUACAGAAUGCAUUUUCCUCAGAUCAGGUCUGGAGAGUGAAAGUUUUUCUUUUUUUCCCUUUUGUCACACAAUACACACAUUGUAUUUUUUUGGAAUGAAAUCUUAUUUUUUUGAAGUACAUUUUC
Neoarius graeffei (lesser salmon catfish) is the source of this 3371-nucleotide messenger RNA. RefSeq names its product zinc finger and BTB domain containing 41 (gene zbtb41). Gene Ontology annotation, molecular function: DNA-binding transcription factor activity, RNA polymerase II-specific; RNA polymerase II cis-regulatory region sequence-specific DNA binding; protein binding. Bases 184 to 2748 code for a protein of 854 amino acids. The record is from RefSeq and is a predicted model, not a curated record. NCBI's taxonomy places the organism in Eukaryota, Metazoa, Chordata, Actinopteri, Siluriformes, Ariidae. The transcript is spliced from 11 exons. Gene Ontology annotation, biological process: regulation of DNA-templated transcription.